Nymphaea colorata (pocket water lily) is the source of this 818-nucleotide messenger RNA. RefSeq names its product F-box protein At2g02240-like. The transcript has 2 exons. The record is from RefSeq and is a predicted model, not a curated record. Bases 45 to 404 code for a protein of 119 amino acids. Lineage: Eukaryota; Viridiplantae; Streptophyta; Magnoliopsida; Nymphaeales; Nymphaeaceae.
CCCUUUUCCUUCAUCUCCUUUCUUCUUGCGCCCCUUUAGCUGCCAUGGCCGUUUUCCAGUCCGUCGUUCUACCUCCUAAGUCUGUUUGGGUUUGGUGGGCAGACAACUCUAAGUACUGGAAGGUGUCUCCUAUGCAGAACUCACGGUUCUCACAAAAAGCAGAGCUCUUACAAGUCUGCUGGCUGCAAGUCCAGGGCACGUUUGAUACGGCAAUACUCAACAAAGAUACAACAUACUCACUCCUCUACUUCUUCAAACACAAUGAUAGAGCAUCAGGUUUAGAAGACGGAACGGAGGUUUCUCUGACAGAAAGAUGGGAAGACGAUCUGCAAACGCCAAGUGCAUCUGAAACCCGGGAGCUCCGACUUCAUAAAACAGGAUGGAGAAGAAUGGCUAGCAAUUGAGGCGGGGACGUUUCAGCCAUCUGGCAUUACUCGCGAGAUCAGUUUUAAUCUGCUGGAUUGCAGCAGUAACUGGAAGAGUGGUCUCGUGUUUGCUGGAGUGGAGAUUCGUGCUGUCUCCACUUGAUCUUUAUAAGAACAAGAACACAACUUUGGGUCGGGGGUCCUAUAGCGUCUGUUUGCUGUCACGUACCGACCUAUAUUGUCGUGUUGUGUUUGUAUGAUGGUAAUAAAGUGGGGAUGUAUAGACCCACAUUGUAUUAGAUUUGUGUAUUUUAGAUUUCUGUGGAUUCCAAAAUCACCAAGUCCAACAAACAUGGAUUUUGGGUCUUAGACCAACUGGUACUGCUUGUUUGUGAUCGUGUGUCAUGCUGUUUCUUGAGAAAUAAAGUGAAUCAUUGGUGUUCUUAAUUUGCA